Messenger RNA from Anguilla rostrata (American eel), 955 nucleotides. It is a transcript of the gene glrx5, whose product is annotated as glutaredoxin 5 homolog (S. cerevisiae). The transcript is spliced from 2 exons. The coding region runs from base 150 to 626 and encodes 158 amino acids. Lineage: Eukaryota; Metazoa; Chordata; Actinopteri; Anguilliformes; Anguillidae. Gene Ontology annotation, cellular component: mitochondrial matrix. The record is from RefSeq and is a predicted model, not a curated record.
UGUGUUCGGAAAUGACCUGCAUUUCCUUGUCUGUUUCCAGUUUAGCAUGACCCCGGUCUGCGUGUAUCUGUUACAUAUCGGUAUUUACUGAAAAUAUACAACCGAAUUAUCAUAGUUUUUCAGCGAUUAACUGCAGGCAGAGGGCCGUAAUGAACACGCUAGUCAGCUCAACAAUAAGGUGUUUGCGGGUGGGAUCUGUCUGCUGGACAGGGUUGCGAAUUGAUGGGCAUGUGUCUUAUUCCUCAACCAGAUUACUGUGUGCUGCUGCCGGGAAGAAGAAGGACUUUGCAGAGAUGGUAAAGAAGGACAAGGUAGUUGUGUUUAUGAAAGGGACGCCUGCCCAGCCCAUGUGCGGCUUCAGCAACGCUGUAGUCCAGAUCCUAAGGAUGCAUGGAGUGGACAAGUACGGUGCAUACAACGUGUUGGACGACCAGGACCUCAGGGAAGGGGUGAAAGCCUUCUCCAACUGGCCAACAAUCCCGCAAGUCUUCUUCAACGGGGAAUUUGUGGGCGGCUGCGACAUCCUUCUUCAGAUGCAUCAGAACGGGGACCUCGUGGAAGAACUAAAUAAGUUGGGCAUCCGCUCCGCACUUUUAGAGGAGGAGGAUGACGGGAAAUCAAAAUAGUUGAACUAAUGUGGGCCAGCCAAGGGGACGUCAUCCCUUUUAUUUGGUCUGGAGGAAAAUUGUGUCCAGUAUUUCCUGACCAGUCCUGCUUAAAGCUAAUACUGUUGUCAGGUGUUACAGGAAGAGAAUAUACCAAGGUAGCCACGUCUUGUGUUCACGCAGUCCAAACGUAAAAAAAAAAGAUUAAGCAAGCACUACUCUCCCGCUGCAUACUCAGAAAUGCUGGUUUACUGCACUGUAUUAAAAUGUACAAAAAAAAGCAUAUAAUCAAAUAUAUUUCUAAAGCUUGUGAAAUCUUUAUAUUAAUAAAAGGUUUUAAUGCAAAGGUG